UUUCCCAUCUCUUCUUGCUAGCAACCCCUCCUGUCAGGACGCUUUCGGCGGGUUCCGUUAAAAUGGCUGUUGUUACUGAGAGUGGAAACCCAGAGCAAGAACAAUCGUAGUGGGUACAACUGCAUCCAGUAGUAUCGCUGGUGUCUGAUAAGGAAAAUAAAAUAGACUAACGCAAUGGCUGCCCUAGAUCAAAAGUCCCCCAACGUCCUUCUUCAAAGUCUCUGCUGCAGGAUCACUGGAAAGAGCGAAGCUGAAGUAGCCCACCAGUUUCAGUAUGCUGUGAGAGUCGUCGGGAGUAACUAUGCUCCCACCAUUGAGAGGGAUGAGUUCCUAGUGUCAGAGAAGAUCAAAAAAGAAUUGCUGAAGCAGAGGAGAGAGGGCGACGCUGCCCUGUUCUCUGAGCUCCACAGAAAGCUGCAGACUCAGGGGGUGCUGAAACACAGGUGGUCCGUCUUAUACCUGCUGCUCAGUCUCUGUGAGGACCCCAGGAAACCGUCCAGGGUUGGCAGCUAUGGGGCGCUGUUUGCCCAGGCCCUCCCCCGGGACGCCCACUCCACCCCGUUCUACUGCACCCGGCCCGGGAGCCUGCCCCUCAGCUACCCCGAGCGCUCGGGGCCCGGGGCCGCCCAGAUCUCCACCAGCAUGGGCACCAGUGGCAUCAGCAGCCUGGGGGUGUACUCCCUCAACGGGCCCACACCCACCCCUCAGCCCCUGCUGGCCGGGCACCCACCCCAGACAGCAGGGCAGCAGCUGGGCUCUCGGCUGGCGUGGGCUCUCCCCAACACCUCCGCCCUGGCACCUACCUCACGGGCCCCACUCGGCCCCCCAGCCCUGUCCACCCGGGCCCCCAGGCCACGCCGCGACGGGGACCCCACUGCGGAGGUUGGUGAGGCUGCGCUGGUCCGAGACAUCCUGUAUGUCUUCCAGGGGAUCGACGGCAAGUUCAUUAAGAUGAGCAACACAGACAACUGCUACAAGAUCGACUCCAAGGUGGUGCUCUGUAAGUCUCUGAGGGACACCAGUAGCCGAUUGGCUGAGCUGGGCUGGCUCCACAACAAGAUCAGGAAGUACACUGACUCUCGCAGCCUGGACCGAGCCUUCGGCCUGGUGGGACAGAGCUUCUGUGCCUCCCUGCAUCAGGAACUGAAAGAAUAUUACAGACUUCUGGCAGUGCUGCACUCACAGUUGCAGGUGGAGGAUGACCAGGGAGUGAACCUGGGAGUGGAGAACAGUCUGACCCUCAGACGUCUCCUAGUCUGGACCUACGACCCUAAACUCCGACAAACCCUGGCUGCCCUCGUCGACUUUUGCCAAGGGAGGAAGGGAGGUGAGCUGGCGUCAGCGGUCCAUGCCUAUGGGAAGACAGGGGACCCUCAGAUGAGAGCUCUGGUGCAGCACAUCCUCAGCCUGGUGUCACAUCCCAUCCUCAACUUCCUCUACCGCUGGAUCUACGACGGAGAGCUGGAGGACACCUACCACGAGUUCUUUGUGGCAUCUGACCCAACGGUGAAGACAGACAGACUGUGGCACGACAAGUACUCACUGAGGAAGUCCAUGAUACCCACCUUCAUCACCAUGGACCAGGCCCGCAAGGUUCUGCUCAUUGGAAAGUCCAUUAACUUCCUGCAUCAGGUGUGCCAUGACAGAACCUCACCAGGGAAAAUCACCCCGGCCUCCAAGUCUACAGACUCCCCCAAAGAUGCUGCAGAGCUGUUAUCAGACCUGGAGGGGGCGUUCCAGGGGAAGAUAGAUGCAGCCUACUUUGAGACCAGCAAGUACCUGCUGAACGUCCUCAACCAGAACUACCUGCUGCUGGAGCACCUGCAGGCCAUGAGACGAUACCUGCUGCUGGGCCAGGGAGACUUCAUACGCCACCUCAUGGACCUGCUCAAACCAGAGCUGGCCCGCCCAGCCACCACUCUGUACCAACACAACCUGACAGGCAUCCUGGAGACGGCCGUGAGGGCCACUAACGCUCAGUAUGACAACGCUGAGAUCCUCAAGAGACUGGACGUACGCCUGCUGGAGGUGUCUCCCGGGGAUACGGGCUGGGACGUCUUCAGUUUAGACUACCACGUAGAGGGACCUAUCGCCACGGUGUUCACGCGGGAGUGCAUGAGCCACUACCUGCGGGUGUUCAACUUCCUGUGGCGAGCCAAGCGUAUGGAGUACAUCCUCACCGACAUCUGGAAGGGACAGAUGUGCAACGCCAAGCUGCUCAAGAGCAUGCCAGAGCUGUCUGGCGUGCUGCACCAGUGCCACAUCCUGGCCAAUGAGAUGGUCCACUUCAUCCACCAGAUGCAGUACUACAUCACCUUCGAGGUGCUGGAGUGUUGUUGGGAUGAGCUGUGGAACAAGGUAGAGAAGGCCCAGGAUCUAGACCACAUCAUCGCUGCCCACGAAGGAUUCUUAGACUCUGUCAUCUCCCGCUGCCUAUUGGACACCAACAGCAGGUCCCUGUUGAACCAGCUGAGGGCCAUCUUUGACCAGAUCAUAGAGUUCCAGAGUGCCCAGGACUCUCUGUACCGCUCUGCCCUGGGGGAGCUCACCCUGCGGCUGCAGUAUGAGGAGCGGAAGAAGCAGAGGGAUGCUGAGGGUGAGUGGGGUGUGACGGCUGAACAGGAGGCAGAGGAGAACAGGAGGAUCCAGGAGUUCCAGGAGACCAUACCAAAAAUGCGCUCUCAGCUACGGAUACUAACACACUUCUACCAGGGCAUAGUGCAGCAGUUCCUGGUGCUGAUAAUGACCAGUCCAGACGAGAGCCUGCGCUUCCUCAGCUUCAGACUGGACUUCAACGAGCACUACCGGGCCAGAGACCCCCGUCUGAGGGCCUCACUGGGUGCCACCAGGGGCCGACGGCCCUCCAACAUAUGACCUGACGCACACCACCAUGUCACAACAUAGGGACAGAGCCACAUGAAAUCUGCCUUGAUAGUAUUUCUAUAUGACAUGUAGAUGACAUCACAAUAGGGCCAGACUAAAUCUGUUGUGAUGACAUCACAGUAGGGCUAGAUGGAAUCUGAUGACAUAAUAGAACCAGACAGAACAUUGACAUCACAAAGAGCCAGACAGAAUCUUUUGUGAUGACAUCAUAAUAGGGCCAGGUUCGAGAUAAUGCCACGUUCAAGACAACUGGGAACUCGGAAAAAAUCUAGCUCCAACUGGGGAAAAUCGUUUUGAACGGUCAUCCAACUC
This is a messenger RNA of Coregonus clupeaformis (lake whitefish), 3195 nucleotides long. RefSeq names its product tubulin, gamma complex associated protein 3 (gene tubgcp3). The record is from RefSeq and is a predicted model, not a curated record. NCBI's taxonomy places the organism in Eukaryota, Metazoa, Chordata, Actinopteri, Salmoniformes, Salmonidae. Gene Ontology annotation, cellular component: centrosome; spindle pole; equatorial microtubule organizing center. Gene Ontology annotation, biological process: cytoplasmic microtubule organization; mitotic cell cycle; meiotic cell cycle. Gene Ontology annotation, molecular function: gamma-tubulin binding; microtubule minus-end binding.